AUCGUAAGUUUCCGCAAUCAACCAUGUUGACACUCAGCGACAGCGUUUCCCGCUACGUCACUAGAUCAUGUGCUCAUACUUUCAUGACGUUUGUCACAUCCAGGUGUCAAACCAGGAACUGAAAGUAGACGAACAAUUAAGAAUGAAGGGCACCUAUCAAUACCCUGAUGGUGGUCAGUAUAAAGGUGAAUGGAGUGAAGAAGGCCAGAGAGAAGGCUAUGGGGUUUUGAGAUUAACUGAUGGCUCUAACUAUUAUGGCAUGUUCAAAGCUGGACUUUGUGAAGGUCUUGGAGUGAUGGUGUUCAGUGACAACUCAAGGUAUGAAGGAGAAUUUAAACAAGGUAAAUUCCAUGGUAAGGGUGUUUUUAUGCGUUGUGAUGGCAUGAAGUACAUUGGAGAGUACCAGAACGGAAAAAUAUCAGGACUUGGGCAAGUAACAUUCUCAGAUGGCUCACAUGGUUUACCUAGAAACGAGGGCUAUUUCAAUGGAAACAAAUUGGUGCAACGGGAAAAAUGUCCUGAAGUGAUUCAGGCGGCAUUACAAAAUGCCGAAAACGCAAGAAAUCUCAAAGCAUAAAAAUGACAAUGCACAGCUUAAAAACUCUACAUAACCAUGCCAUUUUGAAUGUAUGCAUUAUAUCAUUUUGUUAGAUGAUGGACAAAAGGAAUCCAGGUGUGACAAUCAAGUGCUUUCUCUUAUUAUGUUGUCUUUUUCUAUGCAAUUUAUACGACAAUGGAAUCUUCAGUUCUUCUGUCAUCUAUGCAAUAUGGACUACUACAUGUAAAAGGGGACCAUCUAAUAGAUAACAAAUACAACAAAAGAAAACAUGAUACAUAAUUCCAUAACAAAAGAAUAUGGGGACAUGGACCUCUUUACAGCGAAAGAAUGUUACAAAAGAAAAGGCACCCACUUUGUCUUUUUAUGUUGCAUUUGUACAUCAGUUGAAGUUGAUUUGUCUACAUCUUCAUAGUCAAAUUCAGCAAUCUAUUUCCAAUUAUGACAGGAUGGCUAUUAGUCAUGGUUUCCAGAAUUUUUAAAAAGUAGCUUUGAUUAAUACUAUUAAUUUAAUAGUGAAUGUUGAUGAAAAUACUCCAAUAUGUGAGAGGCGGUUUGUUGGCAACCACUACUUGUCCCCAUGCAAACUUUUUGUCCCAUGAGAAUUUUUGUAAUUUUCUUUUGAUAAAAUACGAUCUGCAAAAGUAUUUAAAAUUCAACUAUAUUCGAAUAGGGAGAGCUAUUGUUCUCACCCAGGUGUUAGGGUCACACUAAGUUCUUGCAUGCUAGUUGGUACCUCCAAAACUGCUAAAGGGGACAGGUUUAAACUUCACACAUUAAUUUCAAACUUUCAUAAUUCAGCAGGGAAAAUACAGCAUUUAUUUUGUUUGGAUCCAUUUCAUAUUGGUCUGUAUAUGUGUACCUUUAAAUUAUGAUAUAACUUCUUAUGAAAACAACUUGUUUAGUUUAUUCUCUGUUUUGAUUGAAUUAAUUUGAACUCUUUGGAUAUUAACUCUUUGCAUAAAAUUAUGUUUUGUUAUUUGAUAAAUUUGUUUUUUUUAAACAUUUAUUCUCAGUAUACUGUAUUAUCUAGAUAGGUAUAUUUUUUUUGCCACCAGUAUAAAGCCAAUCCGUGCAGUUUUAACCAGGCUCUCCACUUUUAGUUUUGUAUUUUGAUACUGACAUCCCUUAAACUUGAAAUGGACUGAUUCAAAUUCAAAGCAGGGCAAAUCCAUUACAUAAAUUAGGGUUAAGGGUAGACAUCUGGAAUGGAAUUUUUUGUUAUCAUACAGUUAGAUAAUGUUCAAUGACAUCACUGCUGCUUUCUUUAUUUAUAUAUGCAUCUUGACAAAUCAUCACAUUUAAUAGUGCAGUAACAGAUUAAGUCCUAUUGAAUUUUAAAGGAGUUAACCUAUUACUGCACAGGUGAUGAAAUGGUUUCAUUUUAUUUAAUGUAUCUUAAAGCAACUCCACUGAGGCUCUUGACAGGAGGGGAAUAGACUUUUUUUUUUCUCAAGAUUUUUAUAAGAUAAUGAUUUGAUGUAGGUCUGUUUGUACAUGUACCAAUAACUUUUGAGCAAAAUUUCUGAUAUUUCGCUUUGUUUUUUUUUUCAGAAUGUCAGUGAUCAUUUUUUUUGCUUAAAUGACAAAAAAAGAAUAAUAUUUUAAAGCUUUUCAUUCAAAAUCGGCUAAGAAUGUACUAAAUUGAUUUUCAAUUUGAUUGUUUGUAUUUUGAUUUUUUUCUUCAAUUUUUUGGUUUUAAGUGCUGUAAGUUAUUGAUCAAUGUAAGAUUUUCAAAUUUAAUGUGUCAAGGCUUUACUGACCCGUUGAGCUCUUUAAAAGCUGAUAUUUCAUUACUUAAAGUGUUUUUAUGAUCAACAUGUUUUUGUUUGUUUAUAUUAUGUAUUAUGCAUGUUUCUACAUCAUACAAUAUAAAUAUUUGUUUUAAUAUACAAUAUUGAUAUGUGUAUCUUUUUAUAUAAAAUAGAACUAUUUUUAUGAACUUUUA
This is a messenger RNA of Ruditapes philippinarum (Manila clam), 2504 nucleotides long. Its product is annotated as MORN repeat-containing protein 4-like. The coding region runs from base 68 to 577 and encodes 169 amino acids. The record is from RefSeq and is a predicted model, not a curated record. The transcript has 4 exons. Lineage: Eukaryota; Metazoa; Mollusca; Bivalvia; Venerida; Veneridae.